AAAUCUCACGAUGGCAGUGAUUCAUGCAGACCAUUCCAGGGCAGCAUUUCAUCCUGUGCACCAAGCGCUCCCUACCGGACAACCAAGAGUGUGGAUUCCAGUGAGGAGAGCUGCUCUGACUCGGAUGAGGACAGCUGCCUGUGGAAACGGAAACGACAGAAGUGUUUCAACUUCUCCCCUGCUAAACCUGAGCCCUUCCAGCUCAGCCAGAGCCACCCAAAACAAAAUACUCUGUGUGGCAAGAAGGUCAACAACAUUUGGGGUGAAGUGCUCCAGGAGCAGAACCAGGAUGCGGUAGCCACUGAACUUGGGAUUCUAGGCAUGGAGGGAAGCAUUGACAGGAGCCGGCAGUCUGAGGCUUACAAUUAUUUAUUGGCUAAAAAGCUGAUGAAGGAAGCUCAGCAGAAAGAGGCAGAGACUUUAGAUAAAGAGCUGGAUGAGUACAUGCACUAUGACAAGAAACCACUGCCAGCAGAAGAAGAGAGUGGGCAAGGCUUUCUCAAACGGAAGCGACCAGUGAAGGACAGACUGGGUGAAAGGCAAGAAAUGAAGUACAAAGGAAGGUAUGAGAUAACAGAAGAAGACUCAGAGGAAAAAGUGGCAGAUGAAAUUGCUUAUCGACUUUGUGAGCCAAAGAAAGACUUAAUUGCUCGAGUAGUGAAAAUAAUUGGGAACAAAAGAGCGAUUGAGCUGCUUAUGGAAACAGCUGAAGUAGAACAGAAUGGUGGACUGUUUGUAGUGAAUGGCACCCGGAGAAGAACACCUGGGGGUGUUUAUUUAAACCUGCUGAAGAACACACCAAGCAUCACAGAGAAGCAAAUCAAGGAAAUAUUCUAUCUGGAAAACCAAAAGGAGUAUGAAAACAAAAAAGCUGCCAAGAAGAGGAGAAUACAAGUGCUGGGAAAGAAGAUGAAAAAAGCCAUUAAAGGGCUUAACCUGCAAGAAUAUGAUGACGCAUCUCGUGAGACUUUUGCUAGUGACACGAAUGAGGCUCUGGCUUCCCUAGAUGACCUGCAGGAAGGGCACCAUGAAGCCAAGAUGGAACAUGAAGAUACUAUUGAAAUUGAUCAUACUCAUGAUUUGGAGAUCUUCUAGCUACUA
Messenger RNA from Acanthisitta chloris (rifleman), 1101 nucleotides. It is a transcript of the gene PHAX, whose product is annotated as phosphorylated adaptor for RNA export. Gene Ontology annotation, cellular component: nucleus. Lineage: Eukaryota; Metazoa; Chordata; Aves; Passeriformes; Acanthisittidae. The record is from RefSeq and is a predicted model, not a curated record. The transcript is spliced from 4 exons. Gene Ontology annotation, biological process: snRNA export from nucleus. The annotation marks the transcript as partial.